CGCGUCAGGCUGAGGAAUGUGUGUGUGAGUGCGGUGCCACUGCAGUUAUGGCGUCUAAUCAGAUGGACAGUGGACAUUUACGUUCCGGUCCAGAUAUGAACAAAAUUUGCCAGGACAACGACAAAACGACGGUUUACGAAAAGGCUUUACAGAUGUGCAUAUCGUGUUUUUCUUGUGACCCCGAAUCUAAGGACGACCACUGUGUUACAUGCCGAGAUUUAGGGAUUAUUCCGGGCAAAUCGACACCUCCAUCCAGCCCCCUUAUCCCGGCUAAAGUCGCCGACGGUGAAGGAGUCGAGUAUGAUACCUUGGGCAGUGAAACAGACGCAGAAACAGGAGGAACCACAGGGUACCACCCAACAGGAAGUACAGCUUCACCUCAAAGGCCUUUCGAAGGUGACUCGGCUGGCCAUCCAGCCCAGACAUGUUUGCCAGGACUAGGUUUGCUACUGAUGGCCGUGCUUUUAUCAGCCAGUGGAAUUCCUGUUCUGGUUCUCGUGAUAUUCAAGUUGAAAAGAAUUCGAGCCUCGUUUCAGCGUGUACCUUUGCAGGAGACAGGCCGGUCAGAACCCGUUCAGACAGGGAUUUUACCUCCCAAUCAGAAGGCCUGUGAGAGCGAGGCCUACGUUUAGUGCACCGAUUCUUCCAAUUUCCUUCAUUACGGGAGGGUCGUAGGGGAGGGGAGGGACCUCUCUUUCGAUAGAGCAAGAUAUACGGGGUUUUGGGCUCGCCACUCCCCGGCCCCCCCCC
Acanthaster planci (crown-of-thorns starfish) is the source of this 750-nucleotide messenger RNA. RefSeq lists its product as uncharacterized. Lineage: Eukaryota; Metazoa; Echinodermata; Asteroidea; Valvatida; Acanthasteridae. The record is from RefSeq and is a predicted model, not a curated record.